Ictalurus furcatus (blue catfish) is the source of this 3543-nucleotide messenger RNA. RefSeq names its product kelch-like protein 9. Gene Ontology annotation, cellular component: Cul3-RING ubiquitin ligase complex. Bases 1014 to 3098 code for a protein of 694 amino acids. The transcript has 8 exons. Gene Ontology annotation, biological process: regulation of cytokinesis; protein ubiquitination. The record is from RefSeq and is a predicted model, not a curated record. Gene Ontology annotation, molecular function: cullin family protein binding; ubiquitin-protein transferase activity. Lineage: Eukaryota; Metazoa; Chordata; Actinopteri; Siluriformes; Ictaluridae.
AUAACCUUUUGUAAUAGUUUUGCAGCUACAGUUGGAAAGGGGUCAAAUAUGCAGAAAAUGCUGGGAAAGCAUAUCCAGGACCUGGAGGAUGUUUCUGAAGCACAGUGGGCGGUUUAACUGCUCAGGACAAACAAGGGACUCGUGAAGAACUCUCGUAAAAACGUUGAUCAUCCAGCCAACAACACAAAAAUGAACUGGUUCAUUUGUGUAAAUUGACAAUUUACUAUUGUGUCUUGUGGACUAUAUGUAAACAUCUGUUGUGUGAAAUAGCUUCUUCGGGGCGGUACUAAAUAAACAACGAAACGCACGUUUUAAUCGCCCCUCUAAUUAUUUGUUUCACGAUUAACGUCUUGCGGAUUCUCCAAGGGGUGUGUAAAUUUAUGAGCACGACUGUAGGUAUAGCUCAUAUAAAUGUCACGUUUGACACUAUUCUUCUCACACGGCUAUUUAAAGUAAACGAUGAACUUUGGUGUGGUUUGCCACUCUUUGCAUCGUUAAAAAAGAUUCACUUCAACACUAAAGGCAAGAGAUCAAAGAAUAGGGAAACACCACUAUAAGGUAAGACACACACCAAUCCCUAGUAUAUACAGGAUCACUCUUCCUUCAUCAUCACUGUGUAUGGAUUUAGCUUUUAGAGUAUAUAUGUAUAGAGAGUUGCCAAAAGUGACCUCUUGACUAAAGAAUGUAACCUUAAAUAAAAAGAGGAAGAAAAAACUGUCUGUGUGAGAAAGAAACAGACAGAAAAAAAAAAAAAACUAAGAAAAGAGAAGUGAGGCAGGAAGUUGAGUGGCUUGUGGUAAACAGCUCACAGAAGUAGCAGUGAGAUGCUUAGUGCUGUGAUGCGCAGAAGACCUUGAAAGUAUCCGUACCCAGAACGUAUCAGUGUUCGACACUCAGCUCUGUGAAAGCGUUCUCAGUGUGAUCCCAGAACAACAUUUCGUGUCGCGUUCGUUCGUUCGUUCGCCCGUCACGAAGACCGUGCGAAGUGAUUGAAUUAUUUGAACGUCACAAACAUGGGAAACAGUGGAGAGGAGGGAAAACUGCACCGAAAACUGUCUCGCAUAGGGAGCAGGAGUCAGAGAGAACCACCGAGACCUCCACCUCAAGCGGAAAGGCCUCCACCUGCCGCCCCACCUAGACAACCUGAACCUGCUCCAAAACCUCCAGAGGCUUCUGCAAAACCUGUAGAGCCUGCACCCAAACAGCAAGUGGUCUGUCCAAAGCCCCCUGAUGCCUCCUUAAAGCCCAGUAUUCCUCCCAAACCUCUCAUACAGGUGUUCAAUAGCAAGGAGCAUGGAAAUGCCAUACUCCAGGGUCUGGAUCAUUUUCGCUGUGAUGAAACCUUGUGUGAUGUCACUCUGGUGCCCGGCGAUAGCGCUGAAACCUUUCCGGUUCACAGAGUGAUCAUGGCUUCCGCCAGUGACUACUUCAAGGCCAUGUUCACAGGUGGAAUGAAAGAGCAGGAGCUGGCUGAAAUUAAACUACAUGGAGUGAGCAGCACAGGCCUGAAGAACAUUAUUGAGUUUAUUUAUACCUCUCAGCUAAGUUUGAACUUAAGCACGCUCCAGGACACUCUGGAGGCUGCCAGUUUUCUCCAGGUGCUUCCAGUUCUCAGCUUCUGCAAUCAGCUACUUAGCAGUGAGGUCACCAUAGAAAACUGCACAGAAGUUGAGCGCAUUGCUAAUGAUCUUCUCCUGGAGGAUGUCCAGACCCACAUACACAACUUUGUCUGUGAGAACUUCUCAGCUCUAGUGCAGAGUGGUCGUUUCCUGCAGCUUUCUGAGGCUAGCAUAGCACAUGCCCUAUCCAGUGAUUCACUGAAAGGAUUCUCAGAGAUGGAGCUCUAUCGCACUGCCCGUGCUUGGCUGGCACAUAAACCCAGUGAACGCCGGCCUGCGGCCUACUCCUUGAUGCGCCACGUUCGCUUCCCCCUGAUGAGCCCUGCUGAACUCCUACAGAUAUCUCAGGAGGACCAGAUUGAUGAGGCAAGCGGUGAUGAAAAGGAAGGCAGGGAGCCAUUCAUGCGUUCUGACACAGCUUGCGUGAACCUACUCUUGGAGGCUAGCAACUACCAGAUGCUGCCGUUCCUUCAGCCUUCACUCCAGACCGAGAGGACUCGCAUUCGUUCAGACACAACGCACCUUCUGGCUCUGGGUGGGGUGAUGAGGCAACAGCUGGUGGUGAGCAAGGAGCUUAGGCUGUAUGAUGAGGAAGGAAGAGGCACCUGGAGGGCCCUCCAGCCAAUGGAAGUGCCUCGCUACCAGCAUGGAGUGGCUCUCUUAGGGGGCUUCCUUUACAUUGUAGGAGGGCAGAGCACUUAUGACACAAAGGGUAAGACAGCAGUGGACAGUGCGUACAGGUACGACCCUCGUUUUGACCGCUGGCUGCAGGUGGCCUCCCUGAAUGAGAAGCGGACAUUCUUCCAUCUGAGUGCUCUGAAGGGGAAGCUCUACGCUGCUGGGGGAAGAAACGCCACCGGAGAGAUUGACACGGUGGAGUGUUAUAACCUGAGCAAGAACGAGUGGACCUUUGUGGCUCCCAUGAGUGAGCCUCAUUAUGGCCAUGCUGGUACAGUGCACGGAGGAUUAAUGUAUGUGUCUGGGGGAAUAACGAGAGACGCUUUCCAGAAAGAGUUGGCUUGUUAUGACCCAGACACAAACUUGUGGAGUCGUCGCGCAGACAUGAUGGAGCUGCGUGGACUCCACUGCAUGUGCACUGUAGGAGACCGACUCUACGUUAUGGGGGGAAACCACUUCCGUGGAACAAAUGACUAUGAUGAUGUCCUCAGUUGUGAAUACUACACUCCUGCAAUUGACCAGUGGACAGUGGUGGCUCCGAUGCCCCGAGGUCAGAGUGACGUUGGCGUGGCCGUGUUUAAAGGCAGAAUUUAUGUGGUAGGAGGCUACUCUUGGAACAGUCGUUGUAUGGUCGACAUUGUGCAGUGUUAUGACCCUGAAGUGGAUGAGUGGGAGAGGGUAUUUAAUGUGCUGGAGCCUUUAGGAGGUAUACGUGCUUGCACCAUGACUGUACAUCGUCCAAGUGGGUCUGUAGAUGAAGAGCAGAUACAGGAAUGUCUCCUUCAGACAACUAAGAGCUGAGGAACAGAGGAGAAAUGACAUAUUGACAUGUCUGAAAAAUACACAAUGAGUGUAUAUGCGUGUGUAUUUUUCAGGAUAUAUAUAUAUAUGUGUGAAUGGAGAGUGUUCUGGAGAAUUAGACUAGGUGCCCCUGUAUAAACCGCAUAUGAAAUACUUUUAAUAAUGUGGCUUUAUGAAAUGAAUCCCAGUUUAUUUGAUUCACGUGGAAACUUGCUUUUGUACCAACUACUGAUUAGAAGUAUUAUAUGGACAUUGAGUCUUGAGGAACGAGACCGCAAACUGUGAAUAUUGUUUGUGUGCAUUGUGUGUAUUACUGUAUGUUACUCCUUUUUACUCUUUGUGUAACAUUAACGACAACAACAAAAAAAGACCUGCUUUUUAUACAGUCUCGUCCUAACUAUAAUUCAGUAAACUAUAAUGCAAUAAAUAACGCAAAUAUCUCAAA